GAGGGGCGAGCGCGGCCCCGGCCGCUGCGCCGCCCGCCGGCUGAGGUGGAGGGCGACUGCCGGCGAGGCGCCCCGGGAAGGCGGCCCCAGCGGGGAGCCCAGCCCCAGCCCCAGCCCCGCCGGCGGCCGCGGCUCCCCGCCGGCAGCCGCCCCACAGCUCCGCCGGCUCCGUAACGCCCGGAAAUGGCAGCGCCGACGGGGGAGCGCCGCUUCCCCCGCGCAGACAUGAGCGGGCUCGGGGCGGCCGCGGAGCCGCCGGGCAGCAGCGAGGUCUUUCUCCCCGAGGAGACGCGCGGCGCCACACCUGUGAGCUUCCUGCAGGAGCUGCCCAGCUACCAGUCGGCGCUGAGGUGCCGCGGGGCCGCCGGGGGCACCCAGGAGCGGCGGGCGGCUGCGCGGGGCUCCGCGGGGCUCCGCGCUGCACAGGCCCUGGGGCUGGAGCAAGAGGGAGGCGAACUGACUACUCGCCCUAUAAGAGAACACCCCGUGUGUAUCGCGGAGAAGAGGAGAUUAAGGGACUGUCAGCAGGCUGAUAUAACAUAUUUAUCUGGAUGGAAGCAGUGGAGAAGAGCUAGCAGAAAAUCAUUGAAAAAAGUCCUCAAUGAAGUCAAGGACUUGUUAUCUUAUCUGGAGCUUUGGCGACAUGAUAUUCACAGCAUAGAAGGGAAAUUUGGUACUGGCAUCCAGUCCUACUUCUCCUUCCUGCGUUUUCUGGUUCUGCUGAAUUUUCUAAUUUUUAUCCUGAUGUUCAGUUUUGUUACCCUUCCCAGCAUCAUUUCUAAAUAUGGAAUGUUCAACAGUAGCUUUGCUAAAAUUCCUCCACAGAACAUAGAGCCUCACUGCACAGUUUAUAUACCUAGUGGUAAUAAGGGACUUGUUUACUUCUAUACUUACCUCAAAGAUUUGCUCAGUGGCACUGGGUUCCUUGAAGUGACAAGUUUGUUUUAUGGCUAUUACACAAUAGAUGCUGUAUGGCUCGGUGUCUUGAAGUACGACUUGUCACUAGCAUAUCUGCUGUCUACAUUCGCCUACCUUGCAUUAAGUCUCCUCUGGAUAAUAACAAGGUCUGGAAAAGGAUUUAGGCAGAACUUGGUGCAUGGCAGUGAUCAAUUUCAGAGUUACUGUAAUAAAGUCUUUGCAGGCUGGGACUUCGGCAUUACAGAUCCAAAUGCAGCACAGCUAAAACAUCGCAGCUUGCAGUAUGAGCUCCAGACAGACUUGGAGGAAGAAAGACUGAGGCGAAAAAUAGCUGACAGGACAAUGAAAGAAAAGCUACGCAUCUACUCUCUGAGGAUAUUUAUAAAUAUAAUUGUCAUUGCAGUUUUAUCAGGAUGUUUUUACUCUAUUUAUAGAGCAACUGUCUUCUCUCAAGAAAACUCCAAUGAGGUCAACAAUAUGAACUUCCAGGCUAAUCUCUUAGUGCAGUAUUUGCCUUCCAUGGUGAUCACAUUGGCCAACUUCAUUGCUCCUCAGAUCUUCUCAUUUCUGAUCAGAUUUGAAGAUUAUUCACCAGCCUUUGAAAUCAGGCUGACACUCAUGAGGUGUGUCUUUGUGCGAUUGGCCAAUAUCGGUGUUCUCUUGUUCUCACUGUGGAGUCAGAUCUCCUACUGUGCCACCGACAUGUGUAAGGCUUGUGGAUACAAUUACGAACUCUAUCCUUGCUGGGAAUCUGAAGUUGGGCAAGAAAUGUAUAAACUGAUGAUAUUUGAUUUUAUUAUAAUUCUUGCCGUGACUGUGUUUGUGGACUUUCCUAGAAAGCUUUUGGUUACUCAUUGCUCUUGCAAGCCAGUUCAGUGGUGUGGAUUGCAGGAAUUUGGAAUUUCUGACAAUGUCCUGGAAAUCAUUUAUGGGCAGACUAUCUGCUGGAUUGGAACCUUCUUUUCACCACUUCUCCCUGCAGUAGCAACUAUAAAAUACUUCAUCAUCUUUUACAUUAAAAAGAUCAGUUUGAUACACACAUGUAAACCUGCAGCUAGGCCUAUCAGAGCAUCAAGUUCCAAUUUUUUCUUCUUGGUGGUGCUGUUGAUUGGGCUCGUCUUGGCUUUUAUUCCUUUGGGAAUCAGCAUAGCACAUAUCCCCUCCUCCAAGGCAUGUGGGCCAUUCAGGAGUUUUAACACUUCAUGGGCAGUUGUUCCAGCUACAAUACUUGAGUUUCCGACAGGUCUGCAGCAGGUCCUUUAUGUCAUAGCAUCAGAAGCCUUUGCAGUGCCUUUUUUUAUGGUCAUUUGCCUCAUCAUGUUGUAUUUUAUUGCCUUGGCUAGAGCACACAAACAAGUGGUUGAGCAGCUGAGGGAACAACUGGUUACGGUGGGUUGUGACAAGUUGUUCCUAAUUAAAAAGAUAACAGAAGCUCAGAGACAUCCUUGAAAACCAUGAAAAGCCACAAGAGCUUGACUUCCUGAAACUUGCAGAACCACUAGAUAAAGAGCAGAAGCAUAUGCAGCACCUAAAAACUGAGCACCCUGGCACUGUGGUCCGUGUAAUGGAUGUUAUGAUCUUAGUCUUGUGUAUGCUAGUGGGCCUCAAAGUUUCCAAGACUGGAAAUUUGGUUAAUUUAUACUGUUAGACCUGUUCAAAAAUUUAUAUGGUAGGAUGCUGCACUGCUGCUGCAAUUUCAGGGUUGUAGGAGUUUAGGUCCCUGUUUUUUCAGGGAUUUGGGGUAAAAUAUGAUCAGAACUGAAACUCUGUUUAAAGACUUUGUACUGUUUUUACAAAUUACGCUUUAAGAAUCGGGAGGGAGGCGAAAAGGUGUGGUUUUACAUGUUUCCAACUCACUUCUCUUUCAAAACCAAACCAAGAGAGAUAUAUGUCAGUAUUUAGAAAUAGUACAUAGGAGAGGAAAAUAUGGCAUGGGUUUGAAAUCAGUUUUCUAAAUAUUUUUAGAGAAGGUACUUUGAUGUUUAUUUUGCUGUGAAAUAUCAAGUGCAGUUGAACACUGCAUAACUUCACAAAAUGGCUGAGUAAACAAGCUGAUAAAAAGAGUUCUGAAUAAACACUGGGAAUAGGAAGAGACCACCAGUCAGGUCACUGAACGGUGUACAUCUGUUGCAGGGAAAGCUAUUGCCUGGGUAUCGACCUCACUACUGUGCAGUAGCCUUUUUUUCCUUUUUUUAAAUGUUAGGGCAUUACUUGUGUUUUAUUCUUGUACAGACACCUUGACUACUGUUCUCUUUGUUCUAAAAUGUGAAUAUUUGAGAGUUAUAGUUUGGAAAUACAGCAUUCUGAAACCCUUUAAUUUUGUUUCUUCUCGCUUAAAUGAAAUGAUGGAGCUGUGUGACUGAGAGGGAACAGUAAUUCUAAGUAGACAGUAUACUGUUUCCUUUAUUUAAAGGUUGUGCUUAAGGAUUUUCUGUACAGAAUGGUGUUUAUUACUUGAAAUUUUCCAGUAGCAUACUGCUAGUUAAUUGUAUGAGACACUAUUCUUUUUAUAUAACGUUUUGGAAUCCUUUCUGGUUUUAUUUUAAAUAAAUGAGCGUUCACUAAA
This is a messenger RNA of Tyto alba (common barn owl), 3484 nucleotides long. RefSeq names its product transmembrane channel like 7 (gene TMC7). Gene Ontology annotation, molecular function: mechanosensitive monoatomic ion channel activity. The coding region runs from base 184 to 2367 and encodes 727 amino acids. Gene Ontology annotation, cellular component: plasma membrane. Lineage: Eukaryota; Metazoa; Chordata; Aves; Strigiformes; Tytonidae. The transcript has 16 exons. The record is from RefSeq and is a predicted model, not a curated record.